Dichomitus squalens LYAD-421 SS1 is the source of this 2569-nucleotide messenger RNA. RefSeq lists its product as uncharacterized. NCBI's taxonomy places the organism in Eukaryota, Fungi, Basidiomycota, Agaricomycetes, Polyporales, Polyporaceae. Gene Ontology annotation, biological process: L-leucine biosynthetic process. Gene Ontology annotation, cellular component: 3-isopropylmalate dehydratase complex. Bases 14 to 2308 code for a protein of 764 amino acids. The record is from RefSeq and is a predicted model, not a curated record. The transcript has 8 exons. Gene Ontology annotation, molecular function: 4 iron, 4 sulfur cluster binding; 3-isopropylmalate dehydratase activity.
AACACACUUAAAGAUGCCCGCGCCAGUCGCUCAGCCGAAGACGCUGUACGAUAAGAUCUGGGACGAUCAUGUCAUUGAUAUCGACGAGAAUGGCCAGGCGCUCAUCUAUAUCGACCGCCAUCUGGUGCACGAAGUGACGAGCCCACAAGCGUUCGAGGGACUGCGUAAUGCGGGUCGGCCCGUCCGCCGUCCAGACUGCACUCUCGCGACCGUAGACCACAAUAUCCCCACAACUUCGCGCAAGAACUACACUACUACGGAAAAGUUCGUCGCUCAGCCGGACUCCCGCGCGCAAUGCACAACGCUGGAAGAGAAUGUCAAGGAUUUCGGCUUGACCUACUUCGGUCUGACCGAUCGGAGGCAAGGCAUCGUCCAUGUCAUCGGUCCUGAGGAGGGCUUCACGCUUCCUGGAAUCACUUGUGUCUGCGGUGACUCUCAUACAUCCACCCACGGAGCGUUUGGUUCCCUUGCCUUCGGUAUCGGCACGUCCGAGGUCGAGCACGUCCUGGCCACACAGACCCUCUUGCAGAGGAAGGCGAAAAACAUGCGCGUCACUGUGGAAGGCACCCUCAACGAGGGCGUCACCUCCAAGGACGUGGUCCUCCACAUCAUCGGUGUCAUCGGCACCGCCGGCGGCACGGGCUGCGUCAUCGAGUUCGCUGGCUCCGUCGUCCGCGGCUUCAGCAUGGAGGCACGCAUGAGCAUGUGCAACAUGUCCAUCGAGGGUGGUGCACGCGCGGGCAUGAUCGCCCCCGACGAAAUCACCUUCAACUACCUCCGCAACCGCCCCCUCGCGCCGAAGGGCGAGGUCUGGGACCGCGCCGAGGCGUACUGGCGCACGCUCAAGACCGAUGAGGGCGCGAAGUUUGACGUCGAGGUGAACAUCCACGCCGAAGACAUAGUUCCUACCGUCACCUGGGGCACUUCGCCGCAGGAUGUGGUUCCCAUUACCGGCAAGGUUCCCGACCCUGCCAACUACACCGAUCCAAGCAAGAAGGCGGCCAUCGAACGCGCCCUGAAGUACAUGGACCUCGCUCCGAACACGCCCAUGGAGGAGGUCAAGAUCGACAAGGUGUUCAUCGGCUCCUGCACCAACUCGCGCAUCGAGGACCUGCGAUCCGCCGCAAAAAUCAUCAUUGCUGCUGGCCCGGAGGCACACGUUGCGGAGGGUGUAUACGUCAUGGUUGUCCCGGGCUCGGGCCUCGUGAAGCAGCAGGCGGAGGCGGAGGGCCUGGACGCGGUGUUCAAGCGCGCAGGCUUCGACUGGCGUGAAGCCGGGUGCUCUAUGUGCCUGGGCAUGAACGAGGACCAACUGAAGCCCGGGGAGCGUUGUGCGAGUACGAGCAACCGCAACUUCGAGGGUCGUCAGGGCCCUGGCGGGCGCACGCACCUCCUCAGCCCGGCCAUGGCCGCGGCUGCCGCGCUGACGGGCCACUUGACGGACGUGCGCAGGUUCCUGGGCGCGGACGCAGAGGCCAAGAUUGCGUCGGGCCCCAAGCUCAAACUUGCGAAUCCGACCGAGUUCCUCACUGACCCCGUCCUUCCUCCCCCUGAACCGACGAAGAAGGCCGCGGAUGCUGUCUCUGCGGCCGCGGCAGGCGACGCGCUACUUCCCUCGACGGAGUCGUCUUCGAAGGUCGAGAAGUUCACGGUGUUGAAGGGCAUCGCGGCGCCUCUGCACGUCGAGAACAUCGACACGGACAUGAUUGCGCCCGCGCGGUUCCUGAAGGUGCUGAAGCGCACAGGCCUGAAGCACGCUCUGUUCGCGAACCUCCGGUUCGACGCGAACGGCCAGCCGACCGACUUCGUGCUCAAUCGCGAGCCGUACACGCACGCGAAGAUCCUCGUCUGCGACAAGCACAACUUCGGCUGUGGCAGCUCUCGCGAGCACGCGCCGUGGGCUCUGAAGGAUUUCGGCAUCAUGUGUGUCAUCGCGCCCAGUUUCGCCGACAUCUUCAAGAAUAACACUUUCCAAAACGGCAUGCUGCCGGUCGUCCUGUCCGAGGAGCAGUGUGCCGAGCUCGCGCAGGAGGCGGAGCAGGGCCUCGAGCUCGAGGUCGACCUGGAAAAGCAGGAGGUGCGCCGCGCGAGCGGCAAGCCCGCGUUUCCGUUCCAAGUCGACGUGUUCCGGCGGCACCGCCUGCUGAACGGGCUGGACGACAUCGCGCUGACGCUGCAGAAGGCGCCUCAGAUCGAGGAGUUCGAGGCGAGGAGAAGUCAGCUCUGGCCGUGGUUGGACGGGUUUGGCUACAAGGGCAGGAAGAUCCCGUUGUCCGCGCCAAAGCUGACGAACAAGAUGGACUGGUGAGAGUCCGUGAGAGUGGGAAGCAGGGGCCGUAGUCAGGGUUUGCCGGUACGCUACCUGUCUCCUCGGCACCGCCCGGUGUCAGUAUCGGCGUUGUCAAUGUGGCGAUUGUAACAGUUGCUGUAUGAUAGUGGAUGUAGAGCAUGGCGUGGAGCUUGGAAACACGUUGCGCAUCACGGCAGUGGAAACAUCGCGCGAAGCGGAAAGACCGUAGCUGAUGCGUGCAGAUGCAGGAGAUGUAGGCGAGCGGUGUCGGAGAGAGCA